Messenger RNA from Penicillium verhagenii, 1749 nucleotides. RefSeq names its product CAZyme family GH1. Lineage: Eukaryota; Fungi; Ascomycota; Eurotiomycetes; Eurotiales; Aspergillaceae. Gene Ontology annotation, molecular function: beta-glucosidase activity. Gene Ontology annotation, biological process: carbohydrate metabolic process. The coding region runs from base 1 to 1749 and encodes 582 amino acids. The record is from RefSeq and is a predicted model, not a curated record. The transcript is spliced from 5 exons.
AUGUGCAGCUUUUUUAUCCCCAUGCAUCUAUCCCUUGCUAAGCUUAGAAACAUCAUUAGAUACGCAACGUCAGUUCCCUCGCCAACAACCACAAGAACAUUUGCGCCUGCCUAUUCAAAAGCUGCCAAGCUUUUGACCACAAGCCUUUCCACAUCCACCUGGGGUAGCUGGCUUCCUGGGCAGACUAUCAUCAGCGCUACCGAUACUGCCGAUCCUUAUGGACAAGCAGCAUGGUCAUCAAUGUGGCUACAUGCUAAUCUUCAAAAUUAUACUACAACCGGUCUUCUUUCCACCACCGUUCACCCUACUCCUGUCCCCACCAGUGAACUUGUUCUCCCACCAGCGGACUACUUUGGCCCCAUAGAUUGCUAUGACUUUCCCGAAGACUUUGUGUUUGGCGUGGCUGGUAGUGCCGCCCAAAUUGAAGGUGCAAUCGCCCUCGAUGGCCGUUCGCCUUCGCUCCUGGAGAAACUGAUCACGGGGGACAAGCCAAAGGACUACGUCACCAAUGAGAAUUAUUUUCUAUACAAGCAAGACAUCCAACGGUUGGCAGCCAUGGGCGUGGAGUACUAUAGUUUUACUAUUCCAUGGACACGGAUCUUGCCCUUCGUCUUUCCCGGCACUCCCGUGAACAAGCAAGCCAUUGAUCACUACAAUGACCUGAUCAAGACUGUUCUUGAUGCUGGAAUGCAACCUGUUGUGACGAUGCUUCAUUUUGACAGUCCACUCAUGUUUGUCGCUAGUGAUAACAUAACGAGACAUCCUGAUAUUGGGUAUAACAAUGCUGGCUAUCAGAAUGAAACAUUUGUUGAUGCAUUUGUCAAUUAUGGAAAAGUGCUACUGACGCACUUUGCUGACCGUGUACCGAUCUGGGUUACAUUCAACGAACCCCUCCUCUACGCCUUUAAUUUCCAGGGAGUUGAUAAUGUCAUCAAUGCUCACUCCCAGGUCUAUCACUUUUAUCACGAUGAACUUAAAGGCACGGGUAAAAUGGGACUUAAAUUCAACGAUAACUUUGGUGUGCCCAAAAAUCCGAUGAAUUCAACCCACGUCCAAGCUGCCAAUCGAUUUCAAGAGAUGCAACUGGGCAUCUUUGCGAACCCAAUCUUUCUAGGCCAUCAAUAUCCAGAUUCCGUGCUUCACACUCUACCGGGGGCCAGACGACUCAAUGACUCAGAAUUAACCUAUCGGAAUAACACAGCAGAUUUCUUCGGCAUUGAUGCAUAUACGGCUACAGUGGUAUCUCCUGCCGAAGAAGGUAUCAAUUCUUGUGCUUCCAACUUGUCAACCUCCAACUCUCUAUUUCCAUAUUGUGUCAACCAAGAAACCACAAACAUCUAUGGAUGGAACAUCGGAUAUCGGUCGGAGUCUUAUGUGUAUAUCACACCAACCUAUCUCCGGGAAUUUCUUUACGAUAUUUACAACACGUGGAAACACCCCAUCAUCCUAUCCGAGUUCGGCUUUCCAGUUUAUGGCGAGGCGACCAAAGAGCUACCGGAUCAAUUAUUUGACUCACCUCGUAGCCAAUACUAUCUCGCCUUCAUGUCUGAAGUUUUAAAAUCGAUAUAUGAAGACGGGGUCGAAGUUAUCGGUGCUCUCGCCUGGAGUUUCGCUGACAAUUGGGAGUUUGGAGACUAUUCGCAGCAGUUUGGCAUGCAGGUUGUAAACCGCACCACUCAGACACGAUACUACAAGAAGAGCUUUUUCGAUUUGGUGGACUUUGUCAAGACUCGACAACCUUCUGGGUAG